This is a messenger RNA of Penicillium salamii, 1611 nucleotides long. Lineage: Eukaryota; Fungi; Ascomycota; Eurotiomycetes; Eurotiales; Aspergillaceae. The record is from the annotation of a GenBank genome assembly.
AUGAGUCCCCCCGCGGCCCUCGAUGUCAACCUUGUAGGAGUGUCCGACACUUCAACCGUUCCUAUUCCGGACCCACUUGCUGUCAAUGGCAUCUCUGCGUGGAGAGCAAAGACGGCCAACAUCCCCACUGGUGUGGCGGCAGCAUGCAACAGUGAUAUGUUCAAGAGCCCGGUUUGUUACACCAAGCCCAAGGCCAAGCGUUUCGAACACCGAUUCUCCGUUGAAGCCAAGUCUCGCAAGGCGUCCACUUUGAAGACCGCCGCUCGCUACCUCAAGAACCCAGGCCUGAUCUCUCUCGGCGGUGGGUUGCCCUCGGCUGAAUACUUCCCCUUCGAGCACCUCGAUAUCAAGGUUCCCACCGUGCCAGGAUUCUCUCCCGAGGAGACUCAAAAGUCAGGCACAGUGUUGCGCGCUGGAAAGCAUGAUAUCCAAGAAGGCACCAGCACUUAUGACUUGGAGAUUGCACUUAACUAUGGACAAGCUACCGGAGCUGCGCCAUUGCUUCGUUUUGUGACUGAGCACACCGAGAUUAUCCAUGCUCCCCCCUACUCUGACUGGCAAUGCACUUUGACAGCGGGCAGCACCUACGCCUGGGACACUGCCCUCCGUUUGCUGUGCGAGCGGGGCGACUACAUCCUCAUGGAGGAAUACACCUUUGCCAGUGCCGCUGAAACUGCCUUCCCCUUGGGUCUGAAGGCCGCCGGCAUCCCAAUGGACGAACAAGGUCUCCUCCCCGAAGCAAUGGACGACAUUCUCAGCAACUGGGAUGUCAACGCUCGCGGCGCUCGCAAGCCUCAUGUGCUUUACACCAUUCCCACAGGUCAGAACCCUACUGGUGCCACCCAGUCAGCAGACCGCCGCCGUGCCGUUUACAAGGUUGCCCAGAAGCACGAUGUCAUCAUCGUCGAAGACGAGCCCUACUACUUCCUACAAAUGCAGCCAUAUGUUGGCGAGGACGCUAAACCAGUUCCUCCCCCUGCUACCCACGAGGACUUCAUCAAGUCUCUGGUCCCCUCGUUCCUGAGUAUGGAUGUUGAUGGCCGUGUGGUUCGUUUGGAGUCUUUCUCCAAGGUUGUUUCUCCCGGUACCCGUGUCGGAUGGAUCGUUGCCUCCGACCAAAUCAUCGAACGAUUCAUUCGUAACUUCGAGGUGUCUUCGCAGAACCCUAGCGGUAUUGCUCAAAUGGCUCUCUUCAAGCUUCUCGAUGAGCACUGGGGUCACUCUGGGUACUUGGAUUGGUUGAUUAACCUGCGCAUGUCAUACACUACCCGUCGCGACUCGCUCGUUCAUGCUUGUGAAAAGCAUCUGCCCCGCGAGAUCGCUCACUGGGACGCCCCUGCCGCAGGCAUGUUCCACUGGAUCAAGGUUGAUUGGCGCAAGCACCCCGGCGUAGCUGCCGGCAAGACCCACGCAGAGAUCGAAGAAGAGAUCUUCUUGGCUUCUGUCGACGCAGGUGUCCUCCUGUCCCGUGGUAGCUGGUUCAAGCCCGACCGCGACACUGUCGAAGAAAACAUGUUCUUCCGUGCUACUUUUGCAGCUGCUUCCUCUGAGAAGAUUGAUGAAGCUAUUUCCCGCUUCGCUGCUUCCCUGCGCACUCAAUUCGGUCUUUAA